Messenger RNA from Oikopleura dioica, 978 nucleotides. NCBI's taxonomy places the organism in Eukaryota, Metazoa, Chordata, Appendicularia, Copelata, Oikopleuridae. The record is from the annotation of a GenBank genome assembly.
AUGUUUCUUUAUAUUUUUGACGUUGGCUCGGACAUUUCCCUUGGAAUAACGUACUUGACAACCGAAAAUUACGUCUGGGGCGUUAUAACACUCCUAAUCGUGCUCUUUGCCGGUUCAAUUAUUGCUUGGACGUCUUACAACUCUCAAGACAUUUCUGAAAACGAAAGAAAAUCGAUCUCCGUGAAAAUUAUUCACGCCUUCCUGCUUGGUCCCCUUUACCACAUGUUCAAAGAAAUGGGCUCGACCGCGGAGCUAGGAUCUGAUCUUUUGAAAAUAAGAUUUAUUGAAGCUACGACAGAGGCAGCCCCACAGCUUUUUCUUCAAUUUCACGUGAUUUACACUUGUCGUCAAACAGAGAACAUCACCAACAUCACCGGUUCUUUUUGCCACACAAUACGAGAUCGAGAAGAGAUAAACGAGAUGAUUCUUCCGAUUCUAGCGCUUGUGACUUCUCUUCUUUCAUUCACCUGGACAAUAACAUCGCAGAAGAGGGUCGUUCAAUUUUCAAACAAGCUCAAUGGAUUUUAUGUUUUCUACAUUUUUAUAAUGUUUUUGCUUCAAAUCUUCACAAGAAUUUAUCUUCUCUUAUUUAUCCUCCACGAAUUGGAUGAAACUUGGGGAACGAUGGGCGUCAUUUUUGGCUUUGUGAUUCCCUUGAUUCUGCAUUAUCUAAUCCUUUUUUCCAUUGGAAGAAAAAACUCACAGAACGAAUGGCUGCAGUCCUUUUCAAAAUUAUUCUUUUUCGAUUUAGACGACAAAAAUCGCCUUCUCGGACUGGUUAACACCGUCAUCAUUAAUUUGGAACACAUUUCCUUCCUCAUAGCUAGCUUUCUGAUUUACAAAUAUCUUUACGAUGUGAAUCCUCGUUUUGACCCCCUUUCCCCAAUUCUGAUUUCAACGAGUUUGCUCUUGAAUCUGCUUUGGUACUUUGUUCUUUCGCGCAAGUUUCGAACUGUUUCUCAAAACCCGUCCAAAUGA